AUUUUUUGUACGGUGGUACUCAGACCGGUUCGCUGUUCAUUCCUUCGUUCGUCGCUUCGUCUUUUUAGAUCCUCAACCUCAACCAAGGAAAUAUGAGCACCGAUCCGGAACGAGCUGGAGACGCCAGUGACUUGGAAUUCGUUGAGGAUGAAGAUGAGAACCAGCCAACGGGUAUCAACUCCCAAAUCCUUCGCAGGCCCGAUCUUUUGGCAGCUUUACAAGAUCGUAUUCAUGCACAAAUGUUGGAGGCACUUCCAGCUCCAGUUAAACGUAGAAUUAAAGCUUUAAAAAAAAUACAAUUGGUAGCUACAAAUAUUGAGGCGAAGUUUUAUGAAGAAGUUCAUGCUCUUGAAUGCAAAUACCACAAAAUGUAUGUACCUUUGUACGAAAAGAGAGGAGAAAUUGUAUCUGGCAUCUAUGAACCAACUGAAGAGGAGUGUGAGUGGGAAAGUGACGAAGAAGAACAAGGCCUUACUAACGAAUUGAAGACUAAGGUGAAGAUUGAAGACCUUACAGAGAAAAAAGACGAGGUUAAAGAUGAGAAUGUCAAGGGUAUUCCAGAAUUUUGGCUCACAAUAUUUAAGAACGUGGGAAUGCUGGCAGAAAUGGUCCAGGAACACGAUGAGCCCAUUCUUAAGCAUCUCUAUGAUGUCAAAGUGAUUUUCCUAGAAUCAAACCCAAUGGGCUUUGUUCUGGAAUUCCACUUUGAACCAAACGAGUACUUCUCAAACUCUGUCCUCACUAAGGAAUAUACAAUGAAAUGUGCCCCUGAAUUGAGUGAUCCUUUCAGUUUCGAAGGACCUGAAAUCUACAAAUGCAAGGGCUGUGUAAUCGAUUGGAAGAAAGGAAAGAACGUUACUGUGAAAACAAUCAAGAAAAAUCAGAAACACAAAUCCCGUGGAUCAGUGCGCACGGUCACAAAGACCGUACAGAAUGAUUCCUUCUUCAAUUUCUUUAGUCCACCAAUUGUACCCGAAGAUUCAGAAGCUGAAAUUGACGACGAAACUCAGGCCCUUUUGACGAGCGAUUUCGAAAUUGGUCACUACAUAAGAGAGCGCAUUGUACCCAGAGCAGUGCUAUAUUACACAGGCGAAGGACUGGAGGACGAGGAAGACGAUUACGAAGAAGAGCCUGAAGAAGAGGAUGACGAUGACGAGGUGGACGAAGAUGAAGAGGAUGGUCAUGUUAACGCCCCACCAGGUGCGAAACUGGCCCAGGGAGCCAAUCCCAAUGAGUGCAAACAGCAGUAGGACUAUAGAAUAUGUGAAAUAACUAAUCAUAGUACCUAUACAACUUUAUUAUAAGCCAUCCCAUUAACCAUGCGAUUGACCACUAUCCUUAGAUUGUACCUCAGCUCCGACUUGGACCGAAACGCAUAAAUAUUCCGAAGUCUUAAUCAAAAUGCAGAAUUCAUAGUGUAUAUGAUCUUGCAAAAUCUAGUGAACAACGUUUUAUCAGCUAUGACUUCUGCACUAUGCUUUGAAGGCUUACAGAGUGUGAUGUGCUUUGGUCUCUAAUCCAUUUACAUAAACUAUCCGCUAAUCAUAUCAAUCUCUCCAAUUCCAGAUCAAGCCUAGAAACUUCAACUUACCAGUGAAAAAAUUAUGUGUAAAAACCCCUCUAAAUCCGACGUUGAUGAUGAUUGAUGAGUAAAUUUGACGCAAUUAGAAAUACGUAUACAUCUAACGUGUUUAUGACAUCUGAAGUAUAAUGAUAUUGUGGUUUCUCUCCUCUAGUAUAUUCGACGUUCCUCUAAUUAUUAAUUGCUUCAAUAUUUUUUUAAACUAUUGUUACGUUUAUAUGUAUGUAGACAGGAAAUGAUUUGAAAUUCAAAAUCUGUGUUGACCUAUACAAAAGAGAAGAAUUUUCGGUACUGUUGAGGCAUUUUAAUACAAAAAUGUGAAAAAGA
Molecule: messenger RNA, 1909 nt
Organism: Diprion similis
Lineage: Eukaryota; Metazoa; Arthropoda; Insecta; Hymenoptera; Diprionidae
Gene: Nap1
Product: nucleosome assembly protein 1-like 1
Exons: 8
Coding region: 93-1250 (385 amino acids)
Biological process (GO): nucleosome assembly
Cellular component (GO): chromatin; nucleus
Molecular function (GO): chromatin binding; histone binding
Source: RefSeq, a predicted model, not a curated record